GUUACCGCUCAUGGAAGGUGUAACUUUACUUUUUUUUCUCCUUCUUGUAGUUAUAUUGGAUGGAUUUUCCUGUGUGCAAACUAGUGCUGUGUAUUCAGGUAUUCAUUGCAUUGAGAGAGAAAAAAAUGCUCUUAUCAAGUUCAGGCAAGGUUUCAAGAAUCCAUCACGAAGCAUGUUGUCUUGGAUGCUCGAGGAGAACUGCUGCAGGUGGGAAGGUGUUGAAUGCGACAACACAACCGGGCACGUGAUCACUCUUGAUCUGCACAAGCAAUUCUUGCAAGGUGAGUUCGGGAUUUCUUUGCUUGGCUUGACUCAUUUAAGACACUUAGACCUGAGCCAAAAUGAUUUCCGCGGGGCACGGAUUCCUGAGUUUAUUUCCACUUUCAAGAACCUGGAAUAUCUCAAUUUGUCGAAAACCAAUUUUAGAGGAACAAUUCCUGAACAUCUUGGGAAUCUGUCACGCCUGCAGUUUCUUGAUCUCAGUGGGGAUUCUUCACUCCAGGUCAAUAACCUUCAAUGGUUUCAGCACCUCUUCUCUAUGAAGACUCUUGACUUGAGUCGUGUUGACAUGAGCAGAGCGAAAAACUGGCUGCACGACAUCAAUUUGCUAACUUCUCUCUUAGAAUUACGUAUGUCUGCUUGUCAGCUUGCUACGCUUCCAAAAUCGCUUCCCGCUUUUGUGAAUUUCACAUCCCUUCGAUUUCUUGACCUCUCAUUGAACUAUUUCAAUUCUUCAAUUCCUAGCUGGUUGUUUAAUACCAGCCACAGUCUUGUUUAUCUUAAUCUCACAAGAAGUGAGCUGGGUGGUUUACUUCCAAAUGCCCUUGGAAACAUGCAUUCACUUAGAAUUCUUGAUCUUUCUGGGAACCCUGUCAACAAUCGACAUUACCCUUUUGAGUCCCCACUAAACUGGUUUACGGGCAAUUUACCAUCAGCCCUGCCAUCAAAGCUGGAAUAUUUGGAUGUUUCUAAUAAUUAUCUGGAGGGUCCUUUAGCAAAAAGCAUUGCACAACUUAGGCAAUUAGUUGUCCUCAAAGUUGCUGGGAACUCUUUCAAUGACUCGAUUACAGAACAUUUCUUAAAUUUCAGUGACUUGAGAGUGUUAGACUUGUCAUCCAACUCAUUUAUCCUCAAUGUAAGCGCAACUUGGAUGCCUCGUUUUCAACUUGACUUUCUAAGCCUGCAAUCUUGCCGACUUGGUACACAGUUUCCCCAGUGGAUUCAGACACAAAAGAAGUUGUCAUUUAUUGAUAUCUCUAACGCUAUGAUCUCAGGUGAAGUGCCUGAUUGGUUCUGGAAUCUUUCUGCGAAGGCUUAUCACAUAGACCUUUCGCAAAACAAUUUCAGAGGGGAAGUGCCUGAAUUCACAGAAAGAGUUCAUCUUACUAAAUUGGACCUGAGUGAAAAUAAUUUUCAUGGUCCUUUGCCUCAUUUUUCACCCAAGAUGAUGACCUUGAUUUUGGCAAAGAAUCUCUUUAAUGGUACAAUUGCCCCUGUAUGUGAAUCACUUGUCAUGAAUAAUUCUCUCGGUCUUCUAGACCUAUCUUCAAAUUCACUAUCAGGACAACUUUCAGACUGUUGGAGAUCUGGGAAGAAUCUGGAAGGAUUGAAUUUAGCCCAUAAUAACCUAUCCGGGGUGAUACCUCAUUCAAUUGGAGAUCUUGCUGAACUCUUCUAUCUGAAAUUGCAGGACAACUUUUUCUCCAAAAAUCUACCUUCAUCAUUGAAGAAGAUAACUGGACUAAAAAUUCUUGAUGUUUCUGAAAAUAGUUUAUCGGGAAAUAUACCUCUUUGGUUAGGGGAGAGUUUAAAUACUCUAAUGAUUCUUAAAUUAAGCAGAAACAAGUUUGACGGAAAUAUUCCCUGGCAGAUUUGCCAGCUGAAAUACUUGUAUAUGUUGGACCUUAGUUCCAACGCUCUAUCAGGAACUAUUCCAAGGUGUCUUGAAAAUCUCCACACCAUGUCCGGGGUAGAGCAGGCUCCUUCCUUUACUUAUGGACCCUAUGCAGAUUACAGAACUUAUGGCACGUUCGUUAUUAAAGGGCGGUCUUUGAUGUUCGAUCUUUCCAUGCCCUUGAUAAUAAUUGAUCUAGCGGAGAACCAUUUAUCAGGGGAAAUUCCCAAGGAAAUCACCAGCCUUUCUGCACUGGUCUGUCUGAAUUUAUCAAGGAAUAAUUUCACAGGAGCAAUUCCACAUGAUAUUGGCAACUUGCAAGAUUUGGAAUCUCUCGAUCUUUCCAGGAACAAGCUGUCAUGCUCCUUUCCUCCCAGUAUUGCAGAACUUGUCUCUCUUGCGGUUGCGAAUUUUUCUUUCAAUGAUUUGACAGGAAAAAUUCCAGAGGAAAAACAAUUCGCAACUUACGAGGAUAGUUCUUAUGUUGGGAAUCCAAACUUGUGCGGAUUCCCACUCUCACGAGUCUGCUCGGAUCAUUUACUUGAGGACAUGACUCACUGUAAUAAUGAGGAAAUGCAUGCCGUUCAACACGGAGAAAACAACAACUGGCUCGACGAAUUGUCGUUCUACAUUAGCAUGGGAAUUGGAUUCAAUACAGCUUUCUGGGUAUUUUGGGCUACUCUAAUGUUGAAAAAGUCUUGGAGAUAUGCCUAUAUGAGGUGCCUGGAUAACAUGGGCAACAAGAUUUAUGUGUUUGCUGCCAUCAGAUUGAAAAAUAACAAGCAGCAAAAAAGGUGAGCAAGAGAAACCAUCAAAAAGAUUGAAGUUUGUCCAAAUCGAGCUACUCCUUUUACCUUUCUGUAUCUUUUCUUAUAUUCGGUUUUGUAAAAUCUUCUUACGUAUUAUGUUUGUGUGUAUGCUUAGUUGCAUAUUUUCCUUUACUUUCUUCAUUUUCUUUUAUAAUAUUUCGGCUUGUGCAAUGAAAGUAGCUUGACACUUCCAGUUUUAAUGAAUCAAA
Molecule: messenger RNA, 2912 nt
Organism: Lycium ferocissimum
Lineage: Eukaryota; Viridiplantae; Streptophyta; Magnoliopsida; Solanales; Solanaceae
Product: receptor-like protein EIX2
Exons: 1
Coding region: 11-2692 (893 amino acids)
Molecular function (GO): protein binding
Source: RefSeq, a predicted model, not a curated record